UUUGUCAGACUCGCGAUCCGAGGGAGAGAAGCGAGCCGCCAUUUUCAGAGCUCGUCGCUUCCCCCUCGAACGACAACAAUAAAAAACGGACAAAACCGGCGCUUUCUCUGCCGAAAUCGAGCACGAAGACAUUUCGGAGAAGGAGAGAAGGGAUUGCGCUUAAAGAAAUACCAGAAAAGGGAUACAUUUCACUGCUUUUUCGCGUCUUUUGUUGGGGGCGAUUGACAAACAGCCGACUGGGCUCCUAUAGCUCGACUGUCCCCGUUUCUUUCGCCCAUUUCGUGAUUCCUAAACGCAACCCGGAGGAGUGGGAGGAGGAAACGGAGGGGGGUCUACCGAACACCGGAUCGCGCGAGAGGCCGGAGAUUUUUCCACCUGAACGUGCAACAGCGGAAUCCGCAUCUGGAUAAUUGCUCCUACCUGUCAGUUAUUACUACUAUAUUUCUUAAGCGUGGAGAUUUAUUACGUAAAUAUCCCCCGGAAUCGGCUCCUCAUCACGUGGCUGCCCCCUGGCACAGUGGUAGGUGGGUGGUGUGGAGCUGGCCUCAGCACCGGGAGAGGCCCCCUCGCCCGCCCCCUCCCAACGCUGCAUGGCUGCAAUGGCGCCCGCUCUGACCGACGCUCCGGCCGAAGCUCACCGCAUACGCUUCAAACUGGCUCCGUCCUCUUCAACCCUCUCAUCGAGUGGCGUGGAGGGAAGCGGUACCGGCAACCACAUCCUCGUGUCCAGUAACGGCGCUGUCAAGCGCAAGGCCUCGGAGGAACGCCCCUCUCGCGGGGCUGGCCCCUGCAAGCCCAUCGUUACCUCAUAUCACUGUUCAGAUGUGUCCUCUGCAAAAGAGUCUUUGAAGCUGCAAGGUGUUCUACUGCAGAAGCACAACAUCCUGCCGGGUCUUAUACCACGCAAGCACCAGGUUAUAGAGCUCCCAGACGAGCAGCCAAAGGCCAUCAUGAGUGCCAGUGGAGUAGGUGGACCAUGUGGGUCACCCACUGUCAACGGCAUAGCAAAGAAAGUGACUAAAACGACUGAACGAGACAAUGCGGUGACCUUAAAUGGAGGCCAGUAUACCGUUGAGCAGGAUUUGUCAAACCAGACUGAAGUUGUCAAUUCUACCAUGGGACUGACAAGCAACGGCCCUCUACGAGAAGCUGCUGAGCAGCACCAGCUGUCAACGGGUGAGUCUCUGAACUGUCCCAGUAAUACAGCACCUCCUACAACAUCUCCAAACUCCAGUGCACCUUUCACAGAAGAAAAAAAUUUGGACUGUCCAGUGUUGUGCAGUGAAGAUAUGUUGGCGCUCUCGCUCGCUACCCACCAAGACCCUUUAGGUGACCUUGGGGCGGAACUAAGUGACCGUACUCAGCACAGCCAGAGCAGACAAGGGGAGAUUGAGGUGCGGCUAUGGCGAUUACGCAAACGGCUUCAAGUGGUCCAGGCCAAGCAGGUGGAGCGGCAUGUGCAACAACAGUUGGGUGGACUACUCAAAAGCACACUGGGUGCUCUGGAUGCCAGACGGGCGAGGGGCCAUCACAGCGAUCACUCUCUCACCCCUCAGGAGAGUGGAGAACUAAGACGUUUCCUGAAGAGUGGAUCUAUGCCGGCUGAGUUAGAGCAACUUUCCCUGAGCUGCACCACCAACCUACGAUCUGCCGAAUACUCGUUUGAUUCUGAUGCCACAGAAAGCAGCUCAGGAGGAGAAACUGAUGUGGAGGAAGAUGAACUAGCUCGGGUCAUCAUUGAGCAGCGCCACAUUCCUCUAUGUAGGAGAGCAGAAGGCCGUUAUGCCGUUGACCGAGCUGCCAUCAUCAGUCACUGGAACUGGCUACAGGCCCAAGUCUCGGAUCUGGAGUACCGUAUACGCCAACAGACGGACAUUUACAGACAGAUCCGCUCCAGCAAGGGCUCUGUUGUACUUGGGGAGAGCUCGGUGUGUGAGUCAGUAUCAGAAGACAGCAGUGACUCAAGGACAGAGACCUUUACCUGCCCUGUCCCAGGGGAGCAUGAUACUGCUGGAGUGGAAACGUCUGUAUCAUCCAAUGAUAUCGUCCCAGAAACCAGCUUGAGGAAAAGCUGUGGACCUGUGAGACAAGUCAAUGGCGUUAUCAACAGUUUACGGGCUAGUUCCCCCGUCACCUGGGACCCAGACCAGCAGAUCCGCUCUGAGUCUCAGCAGAAGCUGGAGAUGGGUCCUCAGGCUUCUCCUGCACCAGACAGCACAUGUGUGGCAGCCCGCACGCGUCCACUGCUGUCGUGCAGGAAACGCAGAGUCCUCCGGCCCGGCUCACUCACCAGUCUCAAUCGUAAGGCUCUGAGGUCAGUGACUCCUCGCUGUGGCUGUGAGCUGAACGCUCAGUGUGUGAUGUGCAGUGGACGUGCUCUCCCUCCUGCAGACACCCAGCACCAGCUCCCCCUACUGGACCGACUGGCACAGUUUGACCCCUGCGUUCACCCCAUCCUCUCCUUUACAGACGAUGUGAUGAUGAAUCUCCAUAUGCAGCGUGUGCUGAAGGGAAACUGGCAGAAUCGUCCUCUUGAGAAGAUCAGGCCCAUCAAGAAGAUCUGUUUGGGUAGCCGCGUCUCAGACCUGUCAUCCAAAGACAAACAUAAGCUCGCCAACUCUCUCCUCUCCACAGUCCGUUUGUCGCAUCAUAAGGUGCGCUCAGAGAAGGUCUCUCAGCAGCAGUUAGACAUCCCAAUCAGUGCCAGUAAACAUGAGUCUCGCCAGCAUUUCCGCCAGAGCAGUUCUUUUGACAGGAGUCACGGCCGCAAGAGACCUCGUGAACCCUCGCUGGACUGUACAGAGAAUGCUCCAAAGUUGAAUAUGGACAUGGGGAGUCCAUGCCCAUCUCUGUCCGCUCUAAACACGCCCACCCACAGCCCCCUGAUGAGACGGCCAUCAAUCUCCGAGACCUCCACACUCCUUCACCUCAACAGCAGUGCUGCCACUAUUCGCCGACGGAGAGGAGAGAGCCCCUUUGACAUCAAUAACAUCGUCAUCCCCAUGUCUGUGGCCGCCACCACCCGAGUGGAGAAACUACAGUAUAAAGAGAUUCUUACCCCAAGUUGGCGAGAAGUGGACAUUUUUGCAAAACCAAUAUCUGAAGAGGAUGAUGCAGUGGAGAUUGAGGAUCUCUCUGAUGUCACAUUCUCUCAGCUUCACUUUCCGUAUGAAGGGCAGGAGCGAUCUCGUUGGAGUGCCAGCAGCAUCGCAAAGAGAAGGGGCAGCAGGUCAUACAAGUCUGAGGAUGGACGGACCACCCCCUUGCUGUGUGGCACAAACCCCUCCACGCCGCAGCCCACGUCUCCAGACACGGCACAUUUCCACUUGCUGCAUGAGUACAACUCGGUGGCAUCUCCAUCCAGCCCGGUCAGUCCAGAGAUGCUGAUGCUGUCCGGCCUUCACACGCCCGGCUCAAGAGACUCCCAACGGCUGCUGUCCAACGAGGACACGCGCUGCUCCACCCCAGAUACCUAUGAGGAAAUGCCGGUACAGCCAUGGGAAUGCCGGACAUUUCCGCUGGAUGUGGAUCCACAGCAGGAGAGCGAAAUCCAUCAUAGUCCAGCUGGCGAGGGACCCUGUAGGACCAUUCGACGGGUGUCCGGGUGCAGGUCGUCCAAGUCGGAGUCUGACACUGGGCCUUCAUCACCUCUCGGCGAUGACGGCACCAAGCCCAAACCUACUCACCAAUGAAGCCUAGACUGCCCACCCACCAGCUUUCAGAAACUCCUGAAACAGCAGCAACAUAGAUGAAAAAUAAAUAAAUAAAAAAUGAAUGAAAGUC
Molecule: messenger RNA, 3783 nt
Organism: Carassius carassius (crucian carp)
Lineage: Eukaryota; Metazoa; Chordata; Actinopteri; Cypriniformes; Cyprinidae
Product: KAT8 regulatory NSL complex subunit 1-like
Exons: 15
Coding region: 591-3692 (1033 amino acids)
Cellular component (GO): NSL complex
Molecular function (GO): histone acetyltransferase binding
Source: RefSeq, a predicted model, not a curated record